Messenger RNA from Cladophialophora immunda, 1710 nucleotides. RefSeq lists its product as uncharacterized. The record is from RefSeq and is a predicted model, not a curated record. The transcript is spliced from 2 exons. Bases 1 to 1710 code for a protein of 569 amino acids. NCBI's taxonomy places the organism in Eukaryota, Fungi, Ascomycota, Eurotiomycetes, Chaetothyriales, Herpotrichiellaceae.
AUGCGCGGCUCUUUUCUGUCGCUGCCGGCCACGCUGGCCAUCUUACUCCUCAGCACGCUCACCAUUGCUUACCGACCCCUCCAAUUCGUCAAGCACACGGGCCAGUCAGGCCGCGCUGAUCAGGCUUUCAGUAUGGUCAACUACUUCAACGAGACGACGCAACAGUCCGACCUCUAUGUCCAUAUGUGGAUGUUCCGGUACAAGUCCUCCAACAAGGGUUGGGCCUCCUUGGGGCUGGGUCCGCGGAUGAAAGGCGCCCUGAUGUUCAUCAUCUACGGUGAUCCCAACUCUGAGGAUAAAGGCAUGACCUUGACGGUGAGGACCGUGGACGGCCAUCACCCUCCCCGACCUACGGAUGAGAUGAAGGAGUUUUACAGCGGCGAUGUUCCCGAGGUGGAAGUGGUGACGGCUCAUUUCGAGGACUACACCGGCGACUGGUACUCGGAGCAAAUGCAAGCAAAGCCCUCGCAUCUGGGCAUAGCCGAUUUCAUCGUCCGCGGAUACGACAGAUGGGGCGCCGCCGAACUUGGGGUCAGUAACGAAACCACGAAACAAGCCAUGAUCUGGAGUUCCAAUUUUCGACAAGACUUUGAAGGCGACUUCUCCGUUGAUAGAGCCAUCGACAUGCACCAGUUUGGUCUGGGGUUCGGGUUUUUGUGGGUGGAUCUUCUGAAUGCGAGGAGCGACGUCGCAUUUUUUGGCGCCAUCAAUGAAUUGAACGAUCAUACUGGCAUCAGUGAGACGGCAGAGCCCAAGCCGCCGACGGAGGACGAGUUGAAGAAAGGGGAUGAGAUCAUCGCGGCACAGAUUGGCGGUGGCAGCACAAGUGAGGUUGACAAUGGAACUGGUGAGGGCGACUCGAAAGAGGCGGUACCAGAAGACUCUGGGGAUAAAGCAGCAGACGAGUCGACUCCUCCUGCCACAGAUGCGACUCCCGAUUCCGAUACUACUACACCUGGAGCGGACGACGGCAGUAAGGUCGAGGAGCCUGUCAAGUCGGUCAAGCAGUGGAACAUCAGGUCAAUGAUGUGGCACCUCCACGGCUUCUUCAUGACCAUCCCUUUCGUCGUCGGCUACCCCUUGGCGGUCUACCUCCUCCGCUCUCCGCGCACGAGCGCGGCAGGGACGGCGUUCAACUACCACUGGACGGUCAACUCUCUGUCGUCCAUCUCCGUCUCCAUCGGCGCGCUGAUCGGCUUCGUGAACUCCCGCUCCAUCUCCAUCACUCACCAGUACAUCGGCAUUCUCAUUGUCUGCGCCCUGACUGUCCAGCUCGUUCUGGGCUGGCGACACCACGUCGUGUUCGUCGCGACCGGCGGCCGCAAGACCUGGAUGAGCACCGUCCAUGUCAUCUUGGGCCGCGUCGUCUUCCCUGUGGGCAUUAUCAACGUCGUCUCAGGCCUCAUGCUGCGACACUACGGCUGGCCAGUCAUCUCGCUCUGCAUUGCACUGGCCGUGGUUGAGGUGGUUGUCUUGACCCUCGUGGUGGGCCAGGCGAGGAAGAGGAGGCCCGGCGCUAUGCAAAAGGGCCCCACGGCACCGACGGCCGACGAGGCAGAGGAGUACUUCCAACUCGGCGGCGACGAUGACGACGAAUUCAGCGACGACGACGACGACGAGACCGGCAGGUUGAACGCCGAGGAGAGGGUCAAGAAGGAAGCGGAGCGCGAUGAGCAAAGGAAGAAGUUGGCCAAGUUGGAUCGUGUGUAG